Molecule: messenger RNA, 2163 nt
Organism: Brassica napus (rape)
Lineage: Eukaryota; Viridiplantae; Streptophyta; Magnoliopsida; Brassicales; Brassicaceae
Exons: 3
Coding region: 1-2163 (720 amino acids)
Molecular function (GO): nucleic acid binding; zinc ion binding
Source: RefSeq, a predicted model, not a curated record
AUGGAGAACUAUCAUGAGCUGGUGUCAAGCACAAAGGUGAUAUUGGAUGGAUCCAACUACGGACUUUGGAAGUCACGAAUGAGGUCUAUCAUUCUAGGGAUUGAUGCCAUGGCGUGGAAAUCUGUGACAACUGGAUGGUCAGAACCAAAGGCUAAGGACGAGAAUGGUGUUGAAUCCAACAAAGAAGAGGAACUUUGGACCGAGACAGAACUCAAGAUGGCGAAGUUCAACUCCAGAGCACUUUCAGCUAUACACGCCAGUGUUACAAAGAAACACUUUGAGCUGAUUCAAGGAUGUGAGACCGCCAAGGAAGCAUUGGAAAUACUGCAAACUCACUUCGAAGGAACGUCAAAAGUGAAGAGCUCACGACUGGAUUAUCUAGCAUCCAAGUUUGAGAAUCUCAAAAUGGGAGAAAGUGAAUCAGUUGAAGAAUUCAGUUCACAUCUCAGUGACAUAGCUCAGGAAUCCUUGGUAUUGGGAAAUAAAUACAAGGAUAAGAAGCUGGUCAAGAAGUUUCUAAGGUGUCUACCAUCUAAGUAUACCACAUACAAGGCAGCUAUGUCAGUCUCACUGAACACAUAUGAGAUAAGCUUUGAUGAAGUAGUAGGGAUGCUGAGAGCACAUGAAAUGGAGAUUGGCAGAGGAAAGAAAGGAAAGGGAGUUGCACUGGUAUCACAAGAUUCAGAUGACAAAGAAAAUGACGAUGAUCCAGUAAGUAUGCUUGUUAGCGAUUUGACAGAGUCCUUCGUAGAGUCGAAUCAGGUCAGAGAAGAGGAAGUACAUCACAACGUGCUGCAGAAGUGUCAUGAGUGCAAGGGGUAUGGACAUUACAAAACUGAUUGUCCAACUGUUCGAAGGAGAGAAAUCAAGUUCUACAAGUACAAAGGAAUUGGACAAACUCAACUGGAACGCGUCAACGAUCAGAAGAGGAGACGUGAGAAAUCUAUGAUCGGAAUUGAUGAGAUAGAUUCAGAAGAAGACAGUGAUGAAGAGGAGCUGGCUAACUUCGUAGCAUUCAUUGGCAUCACAGAGUUUGUGGAAGGAGAAACUGAUACUGAUGAUGAUCAGUCAAGUGCAGAUGGUGAUGAUGGAAUUAUCUAUCAAGAACUGUGUCAGACGGUAGUUCAGAUUGGUAAGGAGAAUCUAUGUCUCAAAAAGGAGAAAAGCUGGCUGGAAGACACGGUGAUAAACCUCAAGAAAAAACUUGAUGAUAAAAGAAAGAAGGAGGCAAAUACCUCAGAUCUGAAAAAGGAGAAUGUACGACUUGCUGUUCAUAUUGAAUUACUAGAGAAACAAGUGAAAAACGAGAAGGCUCGAUCAUCGGACUUAAAUGCCAAGCUGGAACAUCAUUACAAGACUACUUCUCGAGGUCUAGGAUACACUGGGUAUGGAAAGAGUGAUACAGAACCCAUCAAAUUUGUGCCAAGCUUAAACUCCACAGGGAGAACAACAACUGAAAGUACUACCUCAAAGACUGGUGCUGAGAAAGUUAAGAAUCUCCAGAAGGUGGGACGAUCAGAGAUUCAGCAGGAGAAAGGAUGUUACUACUGUGGAAAACCGGGUCACAUCAAGAAGAAAUGCUAUCACUUUCGGGAAAAAGUAAAUCAGUUGCUGAGACAAGGAAAGUACUGGUGGAAUGGCUCUCGAAAUCAAGUCUGGAUCAGGAAAUCUGACUUAGGACGUGCAACAGUGAAACCAACUCAACGAUCUAUUCACGGAGGACCGAGAUGCAGCAUGGCACUUGUAUCAGAAGCAAUAACAUUGAUAUCCAAAGAUGAAAAUCCAUGGUGCUUCGACACUGGUUGCUCCCGUCAUAUGACAGGAACACGCAAAAAUCUCAGAGAGAUAAAGCCAUUGAAAGGGGGUAGAGUCACAUUUGGAGAUGGAAGCCAAGGAGCGAUCAAAGGCAAGGGAAAGACUGUUGAAACCAAACCACCUCUGAAGGAUGUGUUCAUAGUCAAGGGAUUAAAAUCAAACAUAAUCAGCAUCAGUCAAUUGUGUGAUGAAGGGUUGGUAGUUCACUUCACAAGGAGAGAGUGCAAAGCUGUGAAUGAGGAAAACAUAGUCAUACUCCAUGGAAUUGCUAUGUAUGGCAGAGUGUACAACAGUGCUUUGUUGCACAUGAUGAAACGAGUUUGUGGCAUCAAAGACUUGGUCACAUGA